AUGAUAACUGAACGUGCACACGGCGUUAAACGAAAGCUGAGUGAGGUUGAUGGCGACGAUGAGGUGCUUCAUGGCCGUUGUAUUCAACGGCAGACCGUGUUCAACAUUUCGAUCUGCAAACUGCAGAAAAGCUUCACCAGGUCAGAACCUAUUCUUUGCAGAACCGUGCUUAUCUCAAACACUCUUCGUCUAAUCGAAGAAGACAUCCGAGAAGAGCGCAAGACUUUGGAAAUGACUGAUGUUAGCGAACUUAGCGACGGGCAAACACGAGCAGUCAAUGACAAUAGCGAACGACUGGCUUACGUUGGUCACAAUAUAGGCACGCGAUCACGCGAAGAAUGUGAGACUUUGAAACGUUCUCUAACCUUUGAACAAGAAAUGAACAUCCUGGGCGACAAAAUGGUAAAAGAACUUGAAUUUGACUUGGAGAAAUCUGCGAACAGCGCGCAGAAAAUACCCGCCAAAGCGAAAUCAGACCUGGAGGGGCAGCAACUCUCUUUCGCGCCUGAUUCGAACAACAAUUCUGCGCUUCUUUCCGACGACAACGAUCAACUCCACGGGAAAGAAGUCAGUUACAAUGCAGAAGAAUUCAUCAGAGAAAUCACGUGCGGAAGUCUUUUAGGAAUGGAAUUGACAGAGGAAUUAGAGUUUAAAGAUGUAGAUGUAUCACUAUAUGACUUUGACGUUCCGAACGGCUCGUUUCCCAUCGAUUUCGAUGAGUUUUGCACCGCUUGGAACCUUGGAUCAACCAGUGUAGCUACAAAAAGUUUAUCCUCCAGGUGUAGCGACAGCAUAAAGCUUGAGCGUGCGAACGAUUACGCUUUUGAUGAACUAGAUCAAGUAAUGCAAAUUUUAGUUGGAUCUUAG
Molecule: messenger RNA, 867 nt
Organism: Porites evermanni
Lineage: Eukaryota; Metazoa; Cnidaria; Anthozoa; Scleractinia; Poritidae
Source: the annotation of a GenBank genome assembly